This is a messenger RNA of Haliotis rufescens (red abalone), 2731 nucleotides long. RefSeq lists its product as uncharacterized. Gene Ontology annotation, cellular component: nucleus. The record is from RefSeq and is a predicted model, not a curated record. Lineage: Eukaryota; Metazoa; Mollusca; Gastropoda; Lepetellida; Haliotidae. The transcript has 3 exons. Bases 228 to 2378 code for a protein of 716 amino acids. Gene Ontology annotation, molecular function: DNA binding.
UGCUACCUCCGACGCCGAAGAGUUACUUAGAACACAUUCUACUUCCGGUAAAGAAGAAAUAUAUUGACGAUUAAUUUGAUCAUUAUGUGACAACUACAAUCAAGCUACUAAAGACAGGAAACUUAUACACAAGUUACAGCAGCUUCAACAUCACACAGUAUCUUAAGAUGAUAUUGAGGUUCCUCUGAUGUAAUCAUUAAGGUGAAUCAGAGGUCACGACAAUAGCCAUGUCUUCUUCAACCUCUCCAAAGUCCUCCAGAAAGAGGAUUAAAAAACGACCUCCUGUAAAAUUAACUGUGAAGAUCCCCAGUCCUGAGAAAAAGAGAAAGAAAAUGAAAAGUGAAUCUCUGGAUUUUGAUGAUCAUGAUUACACAUGUACGGUGUGUGACUUUUGUUCCAAGUCAUUUGGAGAUGGGGCCAAGUUGUUGAGUCAUAUGAGGAAGAGUCACCGCCAGGGAUCACACAUCUGUAUGUGUCAUGGCAAGCUGUUCAAGACUCGCAGAAGCAUGCAAAGCCACGAAGAGAAGAUGCAGGACGGUACAAUGGGUCAGAGAAAGAACUAUCGGAAAUACACACAAGAAGCCCUGCUCAAUGCCUACAAUGCUGUGAAAGAAGGGAAAAUGUCUACAAGAAAAGCAGCAAAGAAGUUCAGCAUCCCUUUCACCACCCUCCUUGACAGAGUUGCCGGUCGGUUUGAAGUCAACACAUAUAUGGCUACCUCAGGGCCAAGGCCUCUCAUAAGCCGGGAUGACGAACAGAAGCUGUGUCUUCAUGUGCAGUUCAUGGCUGCAAUCGGCUACACAUACCUCCGAACCACUGUCACACAGCUAGCAACAGAACUUGCAACCUUCAAAUGUGUCCUUGAUGAAGGCAAGUCUUUGUCGGACAACUGGUACAGAAAGUUUGUCAAUCGAUGGCCUGAACUGUCCAAGAAGCCCAAAGGAGCCAGUGCUGUGUCUCCAGCAAGCACAGAAGUUGUGAAGAAGUAUUACCAAGAGUAUGUUCAAACACUGACCACACAUGGUAUUGAAGGUAAACCUGAGAACAUCUAUUGUUUAACUGUGUACGAACUGAACAUCCAGAAGUAUGACCAGAAUCAAGGAAAGAAGAAGUGUUCUGGCAAUAAAGUUUCUGAUAUGGUGUCCAUCAUCUUGUGUAGUAAUGCUGCUGGGUCGUCAAUUGCCCCUUUCUUUGUAUUCAGUGGUGGUGCUUACAGUGACAAGCUCAUGGAGGGAUCUCUGCCAAACUCACAAGCCCGCAUGUCACCUUCUGGGGUGAUGGAUAGCUCAAUGUUCAAGGACUACUUCAAGAACCAUCUUCUGAAGCUGCUGAAGGCAGACAUGGAUGUGAAGGAAGGGCCUGUGUUGGUGACAUACAACGGCCACCUGAUACACUUUGAAAUAGAGCGUAUUGAAUGGGCAAGGAAGCAUGGAGUCUUACUGUUUGCACUGCCACCAGUCACAGACCAUCUCAAGAGCUCACUGGAUUCAGAAAUGAAGGAUAUGUUCCACCAGCUGUUCAAGCAAGAGGCCAAGAAGUACCAGAAGAAACAUUUUGGAGAUCCACUUACAAAGUAUAAUGUCUGGAGCGUUGUCAGGAAGGUGUUUCCCCAAGUCUUCACAAAAAGGAUCCUGAUCCGGUUCUUCAAGAACGCUGGCAUCUAUCCUGUUGUUCCUGAACUUGUGGACCCGGAAGUGACCUAUGCAGAUGUCGAAGAUCUGGACGAGUCUGUGUAUGAUGAUCUGGAGAGCACUGAAGCCUUCCUUCAAGUUCGGCUACCAUUUCCCAAUGUAGCAAACAGAGUUCUCUUGAGGAGAAAUGGGUUGCCACUUCAGACCUCAAACAAGAUGCUUGAGCGGUUUGGUCAGCCUUCAAAGAAUAAUGAGAAGGCCCCUUUAAAGUUGGCCACCACGGAACAUUCUUAUGUACAUGGAGUGGUGUUGAGCCAGGCAGAGAACGAGACUGAUGAUACCGUGUCAGUGAAGCCAAUCAUUGAUGUGCCUCAUUCUAGUGGGCCCCUCUUUGCACCUGAUCCAGCCACAAAAGGGGUUAAAAUAGAAGACACAGAUACUGUGGAACAUGUGAUCAGGGUGGUCACCACCGCCAGUCACGUGGGUGUGGAGGACCCUGUCCCUGUUAUAGAGACACAGGUCGUGUCGUCAGUGGUGGAGGUGGGAACCACUGAACUUAUCCCUGUUAUCGACCUUGCAGGAGGCGCUGACGUAGGUGAAAGUCAAGUGCAAGAGUUCACAGUGAGGACCUCGAGUCAAGAACCUGGGUCAGAAACGGAUCCUGAUCAACCAGCAAGCUUACCUCGCUAUGCUUAUGUUGUAGAUCCGGCCACAAAGAUCAAAUACAAAAUAAUGUUUACUGAAUAGCUGAACAGCAUCAUUAACUCUUGGGUGAAACUCAUUUAAAUCCUGUUUAUCCCUACAGCUGAUUCUGUGAAAAAUGUGAGUUGGAUGAUUAUCCUUAUAUUUUUGGUAUGACUGGAUUGAUCUGUUCUCAUGAAAAGUGACACCUUUAUCCCAAAAGUAAACUCACUGUAACCCUUAAAACAUCACAACAUGUGAGCCGUGUACUUUUGUGUGUGCAGGAGGUUCCACUGGUCUGUAAAGGCUAGAUGUAUGUGGACUGGGAUGGACAUUCAGCUCGCCGUGUCCCUUGCACUCUUAUCAUCAGCUUGCAUCAAAUUCACUUGUAUUAAGAUAAAUAACAUAACAUAAUCUUG